AAGCUCCGCUACAAAUAUCUGGCACCGCAGCUCGUCAUCCGUCAUUCUGCAUUCCGCAUCCAAGUCGCGAUGCCUCGCGAGUGCAAGUUCCACGAGUGGAACCAGCGCUUCAAGGCCACUCUCCACAAGGAAUCCAAGGCGCUUGCCAUCGCCCCUCCGUCAGAAGAUGUUCGUACAGCUGGCAUCGCAGUGCACGGACCCGACGGGCGAAUCAAAGUGGACGUGGCCGAAGAGGAAGAAAUCGACUUGGACGCGCUACGCCGCAGAUCCAGGAGCACCAUCGACGAGGAGGACGAUCUCCUGUUGGAAAGAGCCUCACUCAAUGGCCCGCCACAACUGAACAUCUGCAUUAUGAUCGUCGGGACCAGAGGAGACGUGCAGCCCUUCCUAGCCAUCGCUCAGCGUCUGCAACAAGACGGACAUCGCGUGAGACUCGCCACCCACGCUAUCUAUCGAGACUUUGUAACGAGUUAUGGGGUAGAAUUCUACCCUUUAGGCGGCGAUCCCAAGGAAUUAGCAGCCUAUAUGGUCAAAACCGGCGGCCAUCUCAUCCCAACUAAAGUCGAGACGAUACAGAAGGACGUACCGCGGAACUUACAGAUGAUCGACGAGAUUCUCCACUCUACGUGGCCAGCCGUGUCUGCUGCAGACCCGGAAGGAGGGGGUCCAGGUGUGAAGGGCAAGCCAUUCAGAGCUCAAGCUAUUAUCUCGAAUCCCGUCACGUACGGCCACAUUCACGUGGCUGAGCGCCUGGGAGUACCUCUGCAUAUAAUGUUCCCACAGCCGUGGGUGCCUACAACAGCGUUCCCUCAUCCACUGGCCAAUAUGCCGUACACUGGCAAGGCACAGAAGAGGAAUUAUCUAUCCUACAAGCUCGUGGAUUUGCUCAUGUGGCAAGGAACUGAAGGAAUCGUCAACGAAUUCCGCACUGAAGUGUUGGGAUUGCGUAAGAUCCGCAAAGGUGACGGUGGACGUGAUAUUCUGCUGGACCUGCAUAUUCCUCAUGCGUUUAUGUGGAGUCCGGAGCUGGUUCCGAAGCCGAAAGACUGGGGAGAUCUCUAUGAUGUGGUGGGGACUGUGGUGCUCAAAGGAACGGCGUCGUCGUACACACCGACGCCAGAGCUGGAGGCGUUUUUGGGCACUGACGAAGGUCCGAUCUUCGUGGGCUUUGGCUCGAUGGUGCUGGAAGACCCGAAAGCCACGACGAAGAUGAUCAUUGAGGCUGCAAAACAAGCCAAUGUGCGUGUAUUGAUUCAGUCGAGCUGGAGUGACAUGGCUGGAGACUUGACGAUCCCUGAUAACAUUUUCUUCCUGGGUAAUUGCCCACACGACUGGCUGAUGCCCCGUGUGAGUGCUGUGGUUCAUCAUGGAGGAGCAGGCACGACAGCAGCGGGUCUACUGGCAGGGAAACCGACGUUCAUCGUCCCGUUCUUCGGAGACCAGCCGUUCUGGGGCUGGGCUGUGCAGCGAGCAGGUGUAGGCGUGACGCCAUGUCCGAUCGAGGAGCUGACGACGGAGAAACUGCGUGCAGCAUUUGAAAGUCUACAAAGCACUGAGAUGCGCAGUCGAGCACUGGGAAUUCAACAGAAAAUGCAGCAGGAGGACGGUGCGGAAGAAGCAGUUCGCUGUUUCUACCGCCAUUUACCGGUACAAGACAUGCGCUGCGAUCUGGAUCAUGUUCGAGUGGCGACCAAGUGGUGUCGGAAGAACAAACUGAAGCUCUGUGAGGUCUGUGACUUUGUGAUCGCCUCGCAACCGCAGAACUUCGCGAGAAAGGUAGUAGACUAUCAUUUCGUGGACUAUACGGCUCGUGGACCGGCUCAUGGCUUUGCAGGGGCAUCGGCAGGUGCAGCAGCGUUUUUCCACGAGUUGGGCGGUGCGUUUAAAGAUGUGGUAGUGAAACCUGCUAGAGGAUUCCGUGAAGAAGGCCCCAAAGGAGCGGUGAUUGGAGUCGUGAAAGGUGUGAGUGGACUCGUGAUCCGCCCAGUGCAUGGCGUUGCGUUGUUCGCUGAUCAUAUUGCAGCAGGCCAUGCGAAUUACUUCAAUGAAACCGGUCGCAGGAAGCGUGGAAGUGUGUUCGACAAGACGUUCAUGGCGGCUUUAGGGAAGGAGAACGGUCUGAUUGACUCGUACACGUCGGGAGGCAGCACUGAAGAGAUCGAGACGCACCGAUGCAUUGGCCCCAAGAGAGAAGUGCGCAGGAAAGUGGAGCUAAACGUGUCGGAUGAAGAUAAACUGAAGUAUCAAGCGCGAUUCCGUGAGAUCAUGAGCGAGAAGGAGAAUCAUCGAGAUUCUCUUGACCGCAUUGAUCGGAACUCCUCAGUUUCAUCCAACGGUUCGGACGCUGAGAGUGAAUCAUCACCGAGAGAAGGGAUAUCCAUUCUCUCUGCGGACUUUACAGCGACAGGCAAUAUCGGCGUCAAGUUUAACGUCGGACCUAAAUCGCCCGACACUAUCAGCGAGUCGAAGAUCGAGGAGUGGCGUCAGUAUUCCAAGCUGCAGAGGGUCAAGUCGGAGCGUAUUCUCAAGAUCUUCUUGGGCACUACAGUGCCGUCGAUGAACAUUUGUCUUGCGACUAUCGGCACAUGGGAUAACAACGUCAAGCAGCUUGUCGCGAUUGGUAUGCGGAUGGCUGCUGAUGGUCAUCGUGUUCGGGUUGCAGCCAAUGAAGAGUUCCGAGCGGAUAUCGUUGAACGCGGCUUGGAGUUCUACCCGCUGGCUGGCGCCGUAAAGAACAUCCACGACUUUAUCAAGUAUCUGCAUGACACGAAGAAUGCGAACGUCAUCCAGAAGCACAAGGCUGGUCGUCCUGUUCUAGGCCCUUUCAAGGAUCUCGUGUACUCUUUGUGGCCUGCAGCGAAUGGCGCUGAUCCGCACGGUCGCGGCCAAAACAUUCCUGGAGAGCAUUUCCGAGCAGAUGCCUUGUUCUGGCAUCCGCUGCUGUUUGGUCACAUCCAUAUAGCAGAACGACUGGGGAUUCCUCUCCAGUGCUUUAGUUUGGUGCCGUUAUCUCCGACUUUUGCGAUGCCUCAUGUGUUGAGUGCGUUCCUCAUGGACGAUAUCAGUCAACUUGGUCGAGAGUUCAAGAAGACGAACUGGUUAUCAUACGGGGUGGUGGAUACGGUGCUGUGGCGAGGGAUGGAAGACAUCUUGAAUGAUUUUCGAGAGCGCAUUGGGCUCAGAGGACACUGCCAUCAGGCUAGUCCUCUGGUGGAAUGGCGUAUUCCUCACGUGUACCUCUGGAAUCCCUCAUUGUUACAGCGUCCAGUGGAUUGGGGACGAGAGCUCAGUGUGGCAGGCUACGUGACGCUCAAAGACGAGCGCGAAAUGGAAAAGAUGCGCAAAUUCAAGUGGAGUCGAUCUCUGAACGAUUUUACACUGGAAACUUGCAACCCCGUCCUCUACUUUGGAGUGUCAACGUACUGCUUGGAGUCACUACAGAUCGAUCAACUGUUGCGCCAGAUUGACGAAGCGGCCGAGCAGGCCAACGUUAAAAUCAUCUUCCAAGCGCGUGAAGGGCGAUCCGGUCGUUCACUUUACCACUCGGAGAAUAUUUACGAAGUGGAGAGUGAUUUCCCGUAUUCUCUGAUCCUUCGCAAGGUGGCGGCUACGAUCCACUGGGGUGAGCCUGCUAUCGUGGAAGAGGGACUUGCAGCGGGCAAGCCGGUUGGAAUCUGCGUGAGUGUAUCGUCCCAGUACUACGCGGCCUGUAUGUGUGUGACUGCAGGUGUCGGCAUCCCGCCUAUUGAUCUGAGGAAAUGCACAGUCGAGUCGUUGGUCUCGUCCUUCAAGCACAUUCUACAACCUGAAAUUCGAGAUAAAGCACAAGAAGUUUCCCAGACUUUUCAACCCAAACAAGCACUCGAGAAGGCCGUCGAGAGCUUCUACAUGAACCUGCCGUUACGAGCGAUGCGCUGCGAUAUCGACAAAGACAAGGUCGCUCGUAUCUACGACCCUCGACUGGAGCUGAAGCUCUCGUUUGAAGCUUACAUUGCCAUCCAGCCGCUUCGAACUCACGACGACACAGACGAUGUGUCGUACAAACCUUUGUGGUACGAUGGCCGCCGUCCUGCUAAGUUUUCGCUUCGAGACAUCGCUGGAGAUCACGAGCCGCUUGAUCAGAAGCCGAUCCACGGAUUGGAAUCAAUUCGAAAGGCUCUCACGUCGUUCGCGUCUCAUGAAUCAACGGACUCAGCACCUGAAGCUCCUAGAUCUGUACUGUCUAGACUAACAAGUCGAGUUGCUAUGGUGGUGGAGAAGCCACAGUACUGGUCAACACCGGAGCAGGAAGUUAUUGAGAGUAAAGCGAUCGUGGCGGCGUACGAGAGAGCACUUCAACAGCGAGCGACGCAGCAGCCAAAGUCAAAACCGCGGAAAAGGUCGAUGCACCAUUAACCUGCUGUCACCAAGGAGAGCAUCCAAAUAGAGACUAAUGUACGAGCUGACGUGGCAGUCCAUCGACUUCAGAGGUUAGUACAUAUACCAGUUCGACGAAGACUCCGUCAGUGCCGUCUGGGAAAAAUACACCAUAUUCAAGGUGGCUUGUGCUGGAUGUGUCGGAUUCUAGAAUGAGAAAACGUGUUCUCGAUUUCGAAGGUGUUGCGAGAGAAGAAGCAUUGGAAAUUGCCGUUCGUGAGAAGAAGAUUGGUUUGCCAUAUCGGAGACUCUGACCCAAGAGCGACGGCGAUUUAUAUUCUUCUGCCUUGCUAGAAGGCUACCGACGGUAGUACCGUGGGGUAACUUCCGUUGACGAAAACGUCGUCAACGUGUACUCUCCCACUGUAUCCUAUCACGUGUGCACAAGAUAGUCGGGACACGGGACCCUCGUGCCCUCUUUGCCGCGCCCAAAGACCUAUGUCGAAGGAUCAACUGUGUUCGCAGUAUACAAUCAUAAUAACACAUAACGCUUGGAGUCGAAGGCCUUGAGUGCGAUUGACACACAUGACGACUCGUCAUUGACGAGGAAGCAACAAAAGGUUCUCGAUCACACUUGGAUACCUUGAGGGUAGUACCUUUAAAAAAGGUUAAAGUGGAUCACGAGAUCAAGUCAACUGCAUUCAUAAAGGAUAUGGCUACUGUAGCUCAUCGUUGAUUCCGUGGACAGCUAGUAACUCGAGUCUGCACAAUCAUUUAUCGUCCCAAACAAACUUAAUAGAGCAAUGAUAGCGGGCCAACGUGCAUGAGUGCUGUUUUUUUUUUUCUCUUCAUGGCCACACGGGCAGCUAUUUAUUUUCAUUUUAUACAAUAGUAAUCAUGUUGAGUUCGAAUAAAAUCUACCG
Phytophthora nicotianae INRA-310 is the source of this 5279-nucleotide messenger RNA. RefSeq lists its product as hypothetical. The record is from RefSeq and is a predicted model, not a curated record. Lineage: Eukaryota; Oomycota; Peronosporomycetes; Peronosporales; Peronosporaceae. The transcript has a single exon. Gene Ontology annotation, molecular function: hexosyltransferase activity; UDP-glycosyltransferase activity. The coding region runs from base 70 to 4395 and encodes 1441 amino acids. Gene Ontology annotation, biological process: carbohydrate metabolic process.